CCCACCCACCAAAUAUCUCCUCGAUUUCCAUUUUCUAUUCUCAUAAAACUCUAAACCCCGAAUUUCAGUGUCGUAGGGUUUCGCUUUCCAUUUUCUCACCACACCAUGUUAACCGCAGUCCUCAGAAGAACCAGUUCCACCCUCUCAAGGCGCGGUUUCCCCGCCGCCUUAAUCUCUGCCUCCACCGCCACCGCCACCGCCACCGCCGGCAACCACUUCCGGCUACUCUCCGCUGCCGUCAAUUCCAGAACCUUCCACUCCAACCCUGGCCCCUUGAAUUUCCGCGCCUCUUCAUGUCACCGCGCGGAAUACGCCGUGGACGAUUUCCCUUACGAAGAAGGGUCCAAAGGAAACGCCGACGAAGGCCUCGAGAUCGCGAAGCUCGGAAUUUCGCAGGAUAUUGUCUCCGCUUUGGCCAAGAAAGGCAUCACCAAGCUCUUCCCCAUUCAGAGGGCUGUGUUGGAACCUGCUAUGCAAGGUCGUGAUAUGAUUGGUCGAGCUAGAACUGGAACUGGGAAGACUCUUGCUUUUGGGAUACCCAUCAUGGAUAAGGUCAUUCAGUUUAAUGCUAAGCAUGGGCGGGGGAGGGAUCCUUUGGCUUUGGUGUUGGCUCCGACCAGAGAGCUUGCGCGACAGGUUGAAUCAGAGUUCUGUGAGUCGGCACCUAAUUUGGAUACAAUUUGUGUUUAUGGGGGUACACCCAUUUCUCAGCAGAUGAGGCAGCUUGAUUAUGGGGUUGAUAUUGCUGUGGGGACGCCUGGUCGGAUUAUUGACCUUCUCAACAGAGGUGCGCUAAAUUUGAAGGAUGUUCAGUUUGUUGUUCUUGAUGAAGCUGAUCAGAUGCUUCAGGUGGGCUUUCAGGAAGACGUGGAGAAGAUCUUGGAGAGGUUGCCCCCAAAACGUCAGACUCUUAUGUUCUCUGCAACAAUGCCAUCUUGGAUAAAGCAGAUUUCGCGCAAUUACUUGAAUAAUCCCCUAACCAUUGAUCUUGUUGGAGAUUCUGAUCAGAAAUUGGCAGAUGGAAUUUCACUGUACUCCAUUGCAACUGAUUUGUAUGUUAAAGCGGGAAUUCUUGCACCUCUAAUAACAGAACAUGCAAAAGGAGGAAAGUGUAUUGUUUUCACUCAAACAAAACGUGAUGCUGAUCGAUUAUCGUAUGCCAUGGCAAGAAGUGUUAAAUGUGAGGCUUUGCAUGGAGACAUAUCACAAGCUCAAAGGGAGAAAACUCUUGCUGGCUUCAGAAAUGGCCAUUUUAAUGUUUUAGUGGCAACUGAUGUUGCCUCACGUGGGCUUGAUAUACCUAAUGUUGAUCUUGUAAUACAUUAUGAUCUUCCCAACAAUUCAGAGAUAUUUGUUCAUCGUUCUGGACGAACAGGUCGUGCUGGUAAGAAAGGAACUGCAAUUCUUGUGUAUACAGAAGAUCAAUCGAGGGCUGUUAAGCUUAUAGAGCGUGAUGUAGGCAGUAGAUUUUCAGAGCUGCCACGGAUUGCUGUUGAUAGUGCAUCAGCGGUCAUGGUUGAUAGCAUGGGUGGCGGGCGAUUUGGUUCUUUUGGAGGUAACAGGGAUCGUCGAUACGGUGAUAUGGGUUUUGGAUCUGGCCAUUCUGGGGGUUACAGUAACCCUGGUUCUGGCCGCUCUAGCUUUGGAAAUUCCGGUGAAAGGUUUGGUGGACAGAAUUAUAAUCGUUUUGGCUCAUCUGGUGGCUUUGGUUCUGGUCAAUCAGGAAGUAGAUCUGGUGGAUCAUCCAGCAGGUCUAGGUUUAGUCGCUCAGAUGAUUUUGGGGGAUUUGGUGGUUCAGAUCGUUCGGGUGGUUUUGGAGAUUUUGGCUCAGGUCAGUCUAGUGGCUUCGGUGGUUCUCGUGGUAGUAAGCAGAACAAUAGAAGACCUUUUUAACUUAAAUAAAUAUAAAUAUAAAAAAAUGCACCAUCCUUAUUUCUUGGUGGCUUAGCUCUUGUAGAGUUUUCUUCUGUCAUUUCCUCUAAAAUUCGAGUCCUCUUGGCUAAUCCUUGUAUUACUAAGGAUUUUAGAAGACAGCAGUUCUACGGCCACUGGAAUUUUCUUUUCUGGGACUUUUGGCUCAGUCUCAGCUGUAUUGUUCUUUUGGAAACAUUUAUAAAAAAAAGAGAGAGAGAGAGAAAAAAGGGAGGGGGCUGUAUUCAGCGGGUUUUCAUCAUCUGCCAUGGCUCAUUACUUCCAUGAUCUUGAAUAUGCUUGUACGUCACCAUGGGCAGUUUUAAAGAGGCAGCUAUAUUUAUAUUUCUGUUCCUUAAAGUAGUAGUAGUUAAGGUCAGAUAAAAUGUCUUAGAAAGCUGCAUUGUAGGGUGCUUUGCAGUUUUAUUUUAUACUACAAUUUUUUUAUGCAAGAAAAUUCUUAUCUAAUAUGUAAUUUUACUUUCAACAAUUUGUUUUUCGCCCCUACACCCUGGGUUACUUAAGGGGUUUGAUUAAAUAAUUUGAGAAUCACGUUGAUUA
Glycine soja is the source of this 2472-nucleotide messenger RNA. Its product is annotated as DEAD-box ATP-dependent RNA helicase 53, mitochondrial-like. The transcript is spliced from 7 exons. Lineage: Eukaryota; Viridiplantae; Streptophyta; Magnoliopsida; Fabales; Fabaceae. Gene Ontology annotation, molecular function: RNA helicase activity; nucleic acid binding; ATP binding. Bases 106 to 1893 code for a protein of 595 amino acids. The record is from RefSeq and is a predicted model, not a curated record.